This is a messenger RNA of Trichoderma harzianum CBS 226.95, 378 nucleotides long. RefSeq lists its product as hypothetical. Gene Ontology annotation, cellular component: mitochondrial outer membrane. Gene Ontology annotation, biological process: protein insertion into mitochondrial outer membrane; mitochondrial outer membrane translocase complex assembly. The record is from RefSeq and is a predicted model, not a curated record. Lineage: Eukaryota; Fungi; Ascomycota; Sordariomycetes; Hypocreales; Hypocreaceae. The transcript is spliced from 2 exons. The coding region runs from base 1 to 378 and encodes 125 amino acids.
AUGUCUACCGACGAUCUGAGCACCCACCUGGCCGACUCCGGCAUCACCAUGCGGUCCGACAGCGAGCAGUACUCUCCAGGCGAUGAGGUCUCAUCACCUUCGUCAUCGAACUCGCCGGUUAUUCUCUACAAGCCCCCAACAGCAUGGAAUCUGAUACGGAGCGCCGCCAUCAAUCUAGUUCUGCCAUUCAUCAACGGAAUGAUGCUGGGUUUUGGAGAGCUGUUUGCUCAUGAGGCAGCAUUCCGGUUAGGAUGGGGCGGUACAAAGGUUUUCCCUCUUUCUCGAAGACGAGCCCACCCCAUUGGCCCAGGCAUCGAAGUCCGUGAACGACCAGAGCGACCCGGGCCUUCGCUAAAUGAUUACGCAAGCUUAGAGUAG